Messenger RNA from Papilio machaon (common yellow swallowtail), 1758 nucleotides. RefSeq lists its product as uncharacterized. Lineage: Eukaryota; Metazoa; Arthropoda; Insecta; Lepidoptera; Papilionidae. The transcript is spliced from 2 exons. The record is from RefSeq and is a predicted model, not a curated record. Bases 168 to 1070 code for a protein of 300 amino acids.
UAGCCCGCGGCCGGCCGACGCGACGCACGUCCCGCUCCGCCGCAGACAGUCGCAUUCGCGCCGCAGACCAUCGCAGCCGUGUCAAGUGUCGUGCUCGUGAUGUUGUGAUACGUGAAGUUCCACUGUGUUUCCAUUGUUGAUAUCGUUCAAGUGUGUCACUAUCCGCCAUGAGUGAAGCGUCGCUGAAAGAAGAUCCUCUCUCGAGGAUACAGAGGGAGAUAAUUGAGGUGACGGAGAGGGAGCGCGAGUUCAAGGAGGGGCACUUCAGAAUGAACAGGCUUCUGUCGGAGUCCACCGUGGACGUGGCCAAGCAGAACGGGCACGUGAACGGCGACGCCACGGACAAGCCGCAGCGGACUCUGAGCCGCGCCGUCUCCACCUCGCAACUGCUGGGCCCUGUCACGCCCUCGCCGCCGCCGCCCACGCAAACGCUGCUCCACACGAAUGGCUAUACGCGCAGGUUCACCCCGCAGACGGGGACCAAGGGCAUCAUGCAGCGGUUCAUCGCCAGCAAGGGAAAACUGUCCGUGGGGACGUCCCCGGUGUCGCCCACCUCGCCCGUGGGCCUGGCGCCUCAGCCGAUACUCUCGCCGGCAGCGCUCGCGCCUAUCACGAUAGCGCCCGCCGCCAUCACGCGGACGCCCGAGGGUAAGCCCGUCCGCAAGGGGUACGUGCCCGUCGAGGAGAAAAUACAGAAGGAGCUCCAGGAGAUGAAGGACAGGGAGCACGAGCUGAAGAAGAUGAGGAGAAGGCAGAAGCCGUUCGACAUCGAGCUGAGCGAGAACGAGACGAGCUCGGAGUCGGAGGAGGAGGAGGGUGUUGUGCCGGGUCGGCUCAAAGCCGCAAGAUCCAUCGGCGAGCUGUACGCAGCGCUCGGCGACGAGGCGCGCUCGCCCUCGCCGCGCACCGGCUCCGGCCACGACUCGUUAGGUAGCCUUAAACCGGCUAAGUCGCUGGCCGAGCUGUGCGAGCUGGCGCCCGGCCAGGAGUUCCUGGCCCCGAGCUCGACGCGCCUCAUCGCGCAGUGGGAGUCCAUCAUCCAGCAGAAGCAGGAGGCAGGCGCCGCCUAGUGUGCCACGAGACGAUGCAUUAAGUUAAAUCGUGUGAUCUACUCGUUACGUAACACGUUAGGCUGUUCAAAUUGUAAGUGUCCGGUGUGCGCGUGACAUCGUUGUAAGAGCUCGGCCUCCCCGGGUGGUCUCCCACGAUUCGACCGCGGGUUGAUCGAUUUCCCCCGAGCCGCGAAUGAUGUAGAUGGAGGUUAUCAUAUCGACAAUUAUCUCUCGCGCGGUGGAAAGCAGCCGCCAUAUGAAUUCGUUUUCGAAGUGUGAGUAAAGUUGGCAAGUUUCUUUCUAUUGUUCGCGGCCGUCGGUUUCCGAAAGAGUUGUCGUUUUUGCGGCGGCGAUUUCCCGCGCACGGCGGCUGGCGGCGGCAGCGCUGCGGCGUCGGUAUUGUUCCCGCUUCCCGCGCGCCUCCGACACACCCGCGCCGUGAAACUGUAUCAUGUGUAAAAACCGACUAAUAACCAUUCAAAUCGCUGCUAGCUCUGUAUUGUCGUUUUAUUGUACUUAUAUAGAUUGCAUAGCGUUUCCGAACUCAACGACUACAAAAAACGUCCAAUACUUCACAUUUGCCUUUUAAUCGCAGCAUAUCAUGAUUAUUUUAUCAUAUGUUUUGUGAAGAUAUGUACUAUAAUGUUCAUAUAUUUUACUUGUUAUCGUUAAAAUGAACUAUGGAUAUAACAAAAAUAUUUUUAAA